Molecule: messenger RNA, 1173 nt
Organism: Lagopus leucura (white-tailed ptarmigan)
Lineage: Eukaryota; Metazoa; Chordata; Aves; Galliformes; Phasianidae
Gene: PAX5
Product: paired box 5
Exons: 10
Coding region: 1-1173 (390 amino acids)
Biological process (GO): regulation of transcription by RNA polymerase II; anatomical structure development
Molecular function (GO): RNA polymerase II cis-regulatory region sequence-specific DNA binding; DNA-binding transcription factor activity, RNA polymerase II-specific
Source: RefSeq, a predicted model, not a curated record
AUGGAAAUACACUGUAAGCACGACCCGUUUGCAGCAAUGCAUAGACACGGAGGUGUGAACCAGCUGGGGGGCGUUUUCGUGAAUGGCCGCCCCCUGCCCGACGUCGUCCGGCAGCGGAUCGUGGAGCUGGCGCACCAGGGGGUGAGGCCGUGCGACAUCUCCAGGCAGCUCCGCGUCAGCCACGGCUGCGUCAGCAAAAUACUCGGCAGGUAUUAUGAAACCGGGAGCAUUAAGCCUGGAGUGAUUGGAGGAUCAAAACCAAAGGUCGCCACACCCAAAGUUGUCGAAAAAAUUGCAGAGUACAAACGCCAAAAUCCCACCAUGUUUGCCUGGGAGAUCAGGGAUAGACUCCUCGCGGAGCGAGUGUGUGAUAACGACACCGUGCCCAGCGUCAGUUCAAUUAACAGGAUCAUACGGACCAAGGUGCAGCAGCCACCCAAUCAGCAAGUCCCAGCCUCCAGUCACAGCAUAGCCUCCACAGGCUCCGUGACCCAGGUGUCCUCUGUCAGCACUGACUCUGCUGGCUCGUCCUACUCCAUCAGUGGGAUCCUGGGCAUCGCCUCUCCUGGCACCGAGAGCAACAAGCGCAAGCGCGAUGAAGGUAUUCAGGAACCUCCAGUACCCAAUGGCCAUUCUCUCCCGGGUAGAGAUUUUCUUCGGAAACAGAUGCGUGGAGACCUGUUCACCCAGCAGCAGUUAGAAGUGUUGGAUCGAGUCUUCGAGAGGCAGCAUUAUUCUGACAUUUUCACGACAACAGAGCCCAUCAAACCAGAGCAGGCAACUGAAUACUCAGCCAUGGCAUCAUUAGCUGGAGGACUGGAUGACAUGAAGGCCAACAUAAGCAGCCCUACUUCUGCAGAUUUAGGAGCAAGUGUUCCUGGACCACAGUCAUACCCUAUCGUAACAGGUCGCGAGCUGGCAAGCACAACCCUCCCAGGAUACCCUCCACACGUCCCCCCUGCUGGACAGGGCAGCUAUUCUGCCCCUGCGCUGACAGGAAUGGUGCCUGGGAGUGAGUUUUCUGGGAGCCCAUACAGCCACCCACAGUACUCAACUUACAACGACUCCUGGAGGUUUCCCAAUCCCGGACUUCUGGGCUCUCCUUACUACUACAGUGCUGCAGCCCGCGGAGCAGCCCCACCAGCAGCUGCUGCCGCCUAUGACCGCCACUGA